UACCCCAAUGAUUUCUUGCCUUCCUUCCUCUCUGUCCCUCUCUCUCUCCUCCCCUACCUCGAUGUGGUGUUGAUUGACUUCGCCGAUUGUAUCCCUGUAGUUGCUAAUUCCGGACGCGAUUGUCUCCUUCUCUCCAAUUUCUAAAGCUUGCUCCUAGAUGAAUAAUUUAUUCUGGGUUCACCCACCAACCUAUGAAGAAGAAGAAGUACUCAAUUUGCGAAACUGAUGAGAUAGGAAGGUGAAAUCUUUUAUAUUAAUUAUAAUUAUCAAGCUGAAAGAAGGUGUCUGAUCGAUUGAUUGGAGAAAGCCCACAACCCACAAGUAUUAAUUUCGUUGAAGAGGAGAUAGUUUUGUGAUUGGAAUGUCUGAGGAAACUUUUGCACUACCUUCAUUAUCCUUCUCCUCUGAUGAUAAUAAUAAAAAUGUUGAACAUAAUAAAGGAGCAGAGGCCUUAAUAGACCAACAAGAUAAAAGUGGGCCUUUGGUCGAGGAGUCCCAAAGGGCUCCUCCUCUGAUCAGUGCCAUCGAUACACUUGAACCUGGAAAGGAAAUAGUUUCAAAUAUCAGCACAACAACUUCCAAUGGAUUUCCAAACUCAGUGCUUCAGAUAUUAGAAGAGGGAAAUGCAACUCCUCCUCCUCCUACCACUACUACCGGGUUUCAUGAUAAAUCCCAUCCAUCAAUAUCAACACCAACACCAACAACUUUGGAUGAAUCAAAAGGAGCAGAUGUCUUGAAAUCUGUUCAAUCAAUAUCUCAUGAUGUAAAAGAAGAAAAGCCUAAUAAUGAUGCUAGUAGUAGACCACCCACAACCAGCAGAGAAAUUAUAAAAGAAGUUGAUCAUGCCAGACAAUCCAGUUUGGACGAGAGGGUCUUGGCUAAAACAUUGGAUGACCCAGAUGACCGUCGCCACAAUCUUCCUUCUUCUUCUUCUACUUCUAAUGCUCCUCAUCAACUCAAGAAGGUUGUUCAGAGGGCUGUUCCAAACUACAGAGGUUUAAUUGACACUGCCUCACCUAUUGAAUCUGUUAAAGAGGCUGUUUCCAAGUUUGGUGGAAUUGUUGAUUGGAAGGCCCAUAAAGUUCAGACUGUAGAGAAGCGUAAGGUCAUUGAAAAUGAACUGGAGAAAGUGCAGAAUGAAAUCCCUAUUUACAAAAAACAAGCUCAGGAUGCUGAAGAGGCGAAAGACCGAGUCUCCAAGGAACUGGAAUCAACCAAGAGACUAAUAGAAGAACUGAAACUCAACCUUGAGAAAUCCCAAAUGGAAGAACAUCAAGCAAAGCAGGAUGCUCAACUGGCCAGGCUGAGGGUGCAGGAGAUGGAGCAAGGUGUUGCCGACGAGUCCAGUGUGGCUGCAAAGGCCCAGCUCGAGGUGGCCCAAGGCCGCCAUGCUACCGCCAUCUCUGACCUUAAAUCUGUUACAGAUGAGCUCCAACAACUUUCUCAAGACUAUUCUUUGCUCCUCACCGAGAAAGACUUGGCCAUUAAGAAAUCAGACGAGGCUCUUUCUGCUGCAAGGGAAGUCGAAAAGACAGUUGAGGACCUCACUAUUCAGCUAAUCACCUCCAAAGAAUCUUUGGAGUCUGCACAUACUGCCCUUCUGGAAGCUGAGGAGCACAGAAUUGGAACUUCCAUGGCAAUAGACCAAGAUACUCUAUAUUGGGAAAAGGAACUCAAUCAGACAGACCUCCAGUUACACAAAUUAAACCAACAGAUACUUUCCGCAAGGGACCUUAACUCAAAGUUACACUCAGCUUCCGAUCUCUUGGCCGCCUUAAAAGCAGAAUUAUCAGCUUAUAUGGAAUCAAAAAUCAACAAUACACAUGAACAAGCGGUUGCAUUGGCCGUCCAGAAGGAUCAUCUUGAACAAGUGAAGCAAAACAUAGAGAAAUCCACAACCGAAGUGAAUAUCUUGAAGCUAGCUGCUUCAUCCUUAAAAGCGGAGCUUGAAAAGGAAAAUUCAACCCUUGCCACCAUUAAGCAGAGAGAAGGAAUGGCGUCGGUUGCAGUUGCAUCUCUGGAAGCAGAGCUGAAGAGGAUGAGAUCUGAAAUCGCCGUCAUCCAGACGAAGGAGAAGGAAGCGAGAGAGAAGAUGGUGGAACUUCCGAAGAUGCUGCAAGAGUCGGCUCUAGAAGCUGAUCAGGCCAAAUUGCUGGCUGUAGAAGCAAGGGAGAAAAUGCAGAAAGCAAAGGAAGAAGCAGAGCAAACAAAGGCAGCAGCCAGCACUAUCAAAAGUAGACUGCUUGCUGCUGAGAAGGAAAUUGAGGCUUCGAGGGCUUCUGAGAAGUUGGCUCUAGCAGCGAUCAACGCCUUAAAAGAGAGCGAGGAGUCAGCACAAACAGUGAAGCAGACGAAUGGAGUGACAGUUUCGCUCGAGGAAUACUAUGAGCUUAGUAAGCGGGCACAUGAGGCAGAGCAACAGGCGAAUUCAAGGGUGACAAAUGCAGUCUCCCAAAUAGAGGUAGCCAAGGAAUCUGAGUUGCAAACAUUAAGGAAAAUGGAAGAAGUUAAUGUUCAACUUUGUGCUCAGAGAGAAUCUCUGAAAGUAGCAUUGGAGAAGGCUGAGAAAUCCAAGGAAAGGAAGUUGGGGGUGGAGCAGGAGUUGAGGAAAUGGAGGGCAGAGCAUGAGGAACGACGACGAAAAGCUGCUGGUCUAGAUAAUCAGUUUAGUAAGAGCAGCAUGGAUGAGAAAAUAGAAGGAAACAGCUUUAUUCAUGCGUCGCAUCCAACCCAGAGGACCACAAGCUUGGUUAAGGUACCAGCAUCAGACCAGAGUCAGGCUGAAACAACAGAUGAUGUGAAAGUCAGUAGUACUAAGAAGAAGAAGAAAUCGUUUUUUCCACGUAUCUUCAUGUUCUUGACGAGAAAGAAGACAUCAAGCAAGACAUGAUAAUAAUGUUGCCAUCCGUUUCUCUUCUAUUUCAUCAUUUUAAGCUUUUGUGUGAGUUUGAGUCAGAUUGGGGUGGUACAGUCGCCCAUGUUAUAAGAUUUGUUCAUAUUCUGUACACGAUUUAGGAUUAGGAUAAACUUUCUUUCCAGUUGUAUGGGAGCUGCUGCUUAUCCUGAGAUAGAUAGCAGGUGUAAAGAAUAUAUAUAUAUAUAUUAUUAGUGUUUGUGAGUUAUUAGUCCUUCACAUUUUUAUUGUAAAGAGAUUGGUUGAUUGAUUGUUGUUAUAAAAUUGAACUUGCUUUGUUUUGUGUCUAA
Messenger RNA from Impatiens glandulifera, 3204 nucleotides. Its product is annotated as protein WEAK CHLOROPLAST MOVEMENT UNDER BLUE LIGHT 1-like. NCBI's taxonomy places the organism in Eukaryota, Viridiplantae, Streptophyta, Magnoliopsida, Ericales, Balsaminaceae. The transcript has 3 exons. Bases 362 to 2890 code for a protein of 842 amino acids. The record is from RefSeq and is a predicted model, not a curated record.